UUCAUUUUCGCUCACGUUUUCUCUCUAUAUUUGUUUCUUCUGCGAAUCCCAGAUUCGUCGAUGAGAGAGAAGGGGGAGAUGGAAUUCCAGUCUCUCUCUAGGGUUUCUAUUGGAGGGAAUCAGCGGCACUUUUUCUGAAUCCAGGUUUUGGAAUUCGAGAUUGUUGUGGAGCUGACUUUGGGUUUCAUCCGAUCGCAUUUCAAAAGGGUUUAUUCCCGAAAUGAGCUUAGAUUAGUUUUUUUUCCUAAGAUUAGUUUUUUUAGUUCCCCUUUUCUCUGCUUGCUAAGUAUUGAAUCUUUCAUAUUUUCUCUAAUAAUUCCUCGUCGCCGAGACCAAUUCGUUUCAAGUAUUUGUUUGAAAGCGAGGGAAAAAGAAGUUUAACUUUGAGAUUUUGAGCUGCAAAAAAAGUGAAGUAAAGAGUUUUAGGGCUUGUUGAAAGGGAAUUGAUUUGGAACUUAUGAAGAAAGUGUAUAAUUUUGGUGUUUUCAUUAGGGUUUAGUUGAACAUUCUGAUAUUUGAUGAAUGUGAACCUUAGAUUUGAGAUUGAUGUUUGCUGGAGGUGUAUAAAGGGCUGCUGGAUAGGUUGCAAAUUUGCAGUUUUCUUGCAAUUAGAAUACUUUUGAAAAGUAAUGAAAUGCUCAUUUGUGAACUUCUGAAAGAAUUUAAACCAGUUUCGAAUUUGAGGUUGUAACAAGUGGUGGAUCGAGUAUCGUUGAAUUAUAUAACUAUGGAAGAUUAUGAGUCUUACCGGAAUUGUUAAUAUGUGCUGUCAUUGGAAGUUAAUCUUAUGGCACAAACUAUUCCGUUUGAAUAUGCAGGACUGAAGGAAUCUGGAAAGUGUUCAUUUUCGCAAUUGAUGGGGAAGUCUAAGGAUCAUUUUAAGGAAGGGAAAUCUUCUGGUUUAAUCCCUGGUUACAGGCGUGUGGUUGAGAACAUGGGGGAAUCAGAAGGGAUAGGGAGCUCAGGACGGAUCGGUGCAGAAAUGACAGCAUCAGAGGGUUCGUGUGCACCUACAAGGAAAUGUAUCAGUUUGAAUGCUUGUAGUUAUGAUAAUUUUGGAGUCCCCAGGCAAGCUUUGCAGUUGUCAAAGAUGUCACAAUCAGAGAGAAAGGAUUUGGUGUUGAGAUUAAAACUGGAGCUUGAACAGGUUCGAUUGCUACAGAAGAAAGUUGCUAGUUUCGGCUCGAGUGUUGACUUUUUAUCGCCAUCUGUGGACAAAAGGAGUUGCAGUGAUGGGAACAAGAGGCCUCCACUUGAGAAUUUUAACCGGUCUGGAGUGUUGAGUCCACAAGGGAAGAAACGACCAGUUGAAGGACACAACGGAACCAACAGAAAAAAGACCACAUCUGGACGUUUUGAACAGAAGCCAGCUGUGGCUGUGAGUAUUUCAAAUGCUUAUUUGAUGAAGCAAUGCAAGGCUUUGCUUAACCAUUUGAUGCAACAUAAUUUUGGUUGGGUUUUUAACAACCCUGUUGAUGUGGUGAAGUUGAACAUUCCGGAUUAUUUCACUGUCAUUAAGCAUCCUAUGGAUUUCGGCACUGUGAGGAAGAAGAUGGCUUCAGGGAAGUAUGCUAGUCAAUUGGACUUUGCUACUGAUGUUCGCCUUACACUCUCAAAUGCAAUGACAUAUAAUCCACCUGGGAAUGAUGUCCACACUAUGGCUGAGACGCUAAGCAAAUAUUUUGAAGCAAGAUGGAAAGCUAUAGAAAAGAAGCUUCCUAUAACAAUGAAUGUUGAUGCUAAGCCUUCAAUAUCAGCGGAGCGUAUAGAAGUUGAAACGAAUUGUAACAUUUUACCUUUGGAAAAGAAAAAAAUAAACCUAAAAGAAAGUAUUAUCAAACCAGAGGCCAUUGGACAGAUCAUGACCAAUCAGGAAAAGCAGUCUUUGAGCACAGAACUAGAGUCUUUGUUGGGUGAAUUGCCUGAAAAUAUUAUUAACUUCCUUAAAGAACAUAGUUAUACUGAUGGUCAAAUGGGUGAAGAUGAGAUUGAAAUUGAUAUCGAUGCUCUUAGUGAUGAAACCUUGUUUAAAUUGCGAAAACUUUUGGAUGAAUAUUUGCUGGGGAAACAGAAAAACCAAGCAAAAGCAGAACCUUGUGAAAUGGAGCUUCGUAAUGAGUCGGGAUUUAACAAUUCACCGAUGCAGCCAUGUAAAGAUUCAGAUUCUGGCAGUGAGUCAGAUGCUGGUAAAGCUUCAGUUCCUGUUAGUUCUACGAAGGAAAAUUCAAAUUUGGGAACAAAUGUCAAUUUGCAAAACAGCAGUGCUGCUGCUCCCAAUGAUGCAAAUCAGUCGUUAAACGAGUUUGGUCAAGUUGAGUUAAACUCUCAUGAUAAGCCUGGUGCUAUUGAGGUAGAAGACCAACAAGAGGAGGAGAGUGCUCCAUCUGAGAGGCAAGUCUCCCCCGAAAAGCUCUAUCAUGUGGCUCUUGUGAGGAAACGUUUUGUUGACACCAUACUUAAAGCUCGAGAAAAGGCACUUGAAAAGGGUGUGAAAGGUGAUCCGGUGAAACUGCAGAUGGAGAGGGAGGAACUUGAAAGGCGGCAGAGAGAAGAAAAAGCACGACUGCAAGCGGAGGCCAAAGCUGCGGAAGAGGCAAAGAAAAAAGCUGAAGCUGAAGCUGCUGUUCAAGCCAAAAGGAAGAGGGAGCUGGAGAGAGAAGCCGCACGGCAGGCUCUUUUAAAGGUGGAGAAGACAGUGGACAUCAAUGAGAACGGUCGAUUUAUGGAAGACCUAGAGAUGCUUAGGGCAACCAACGAUGAAAGUUUGCCUGAUUUCAUGGAGGAGACUAGCCCAAGUCAUUCUCAAAAAGAGUUGGGAAGUUUCAAUCUCCGGGGAAUUAGCAACCCCCUCGAACAACUAGGUUUAUACAUGAAGGCGGACGAGGAGGAAGAAGAAGAAGAAAAACCUCCCCAAAGUGCUCCGGUGCCGGUAAAUGACAUCGAGGAAGGUGAAAUUGAUUGAAUUGUUUCCCCCUGUGCUUGUUGAGUCGAAUCUAAGGGUUGUUCGAAAUUAUGCAUGAUAGACCAUUCUUCGACA
Hibiscus syriacus is the source of this 3037-nucleotide messenger RNA. RefSeq names its product transcription factor GTE8-like. The coding region runs from base 788 to 2962 and encodes 724 amino acids. The record is from RefSeq and is a predicted model, not a curated record. Lineage: Eukaryota; Viridiplantae; Streptophyta; Magnoliopsida; Malvales; Malvaceae. Gene Ontology annotation, molecular function: protein binding. The transcript is spliced from 9 exons.